Messenger RNA from Pogonomyrmex barbatus (red harvester ant), 2253 nucleotides. RefSeq names its product glucose dehydrogenase [FAD, quinone]. NCBI's taxonomy places the organism in Eukaryota, Metazoa, Arthropoda, Insecta, Hymenoptera, Formicidae. Gene Ontology annotation, molecular function: flavin adenine dinucleotide binding; oxidoreductase activity, acting on CH-OH group of donors. The record is from RefSeq and is a predicted model, not a curated record.
AUGAUACCUCAAAUUUGUAAACAAUCUUAAAUAUGUAUGUAAAAACGGACUAUAAAUAUCGAUUUUAGUGAUAAGAUGAAUCGAUCAGUAUCCAACGUGUUCUAUAUUAUCGUUCUAUAUUAUCGUAUAAAUAUCAUCGAAAUAUCGAUUACCAUGAAAAAAUGUUAAGACUUCAUACUUUUGUCCAGAUCUCAGACAUGCGGUGGUACUUCCUUUUGUUAGCCUUGACACAUUAUGUUGUUGCUACCCCAGUCAACGCACGUUAUUCGAUUCAAACAGCUAACGACUAUGCGACUACUGGAUGUUGCUUCUGCCAGUUCGAAGAUACGCAAUAUAUGAGCCGCAUCUGCGACAGUACUUUUAUGACAUUAGUUCAACAUGUAAUAUCUUCCAGAUGUGAUAUCGCUGAUCCUUGCCGACGAUUAGGCAAAGAUGAAACACCAAAUGAAAAUGAAUGGUUCGACUUUGUAAUUGUCGGUGCAGGUGUGGCAGGUCCAAUAAUAGCGAGAAGAUUGAGCGAUAGUCCAUGGAGAAAGAUUUUGCUUAUCGAAGCUGGUCCGGAAGAACCUACAAUGACAGCUAUACCAGCAUUUGCUUUCAAUGCCGUGAAUACAACCCUCGAUUGGAACUUCAAGACGGAACCAACAUCACCGCAUCCUACCGCCUGUUUGAAAACGAAUGGCGUCUGCACGUGGCCAAGAGGUAAAAUGGUCGCCGGAACUGGUGGCUUACACGGUAUGAUGUACAUCCGAGGACAUCCUGAGAUCUAUAAUCGCUGGGCACGGGGGAACUUGGGGUGGUCGUAUGACGAGAUCAGUUAUUAUUUCGAACGAGUGGAAAACCCGAUUGACCCAACAAUCUUAUCAGAUAAGCCCAGAAGUUUAAAAGAAAAUGGUCCGAUGAAUAUUCAGUAUUAUCCGCACAAGCCAGAUUUCGCGGAUGUGCUGUUGACAGCCGCUGGUGAGCUGGGUUACAGGACUUCCCAGUUGAAAGAAUACAACCAAACCGGCUUCAUGGUCGCGCCGAUGACGAUUAAAAAUGGUAUGCGUCUCACAACUUCGAGAGCAUACUUGAGGCCCGUUCACGAUCGUAAGAACCUGCGAGUAUUGACAAACACGCAUGUCACCAAGAUCUUGAUUAGUCCAUGGGAACAAAAAGCUUACGGCGUGGAACUGAUGGAUAAGAACGGCAACAAGAAAGUAGUAAAAUGCGAUAAAGAGGUAAUUUUAACAGCCGGUACUAUUGGUUCGCCGCAUAUUCUUAUGAAUUCCGGUAUAGGGCCCGAAAAAGAUCUCACCAAGCUUGGUAUUAAGGUAUACAAAAACUUGCCAGUCGGCAAGAAUCUGCAUAAUCACGUGUCCGUGGGGGUGGCCAUGAGUAUCAGAGACAUACCGUACGAAGUUAUAACCAUGGACGCUGUAAAUGAAUAUCUGGAAAAUAAGACGGGUCCGUUGGCUAGCACCGGAAUAACUCAAGUCACUGCUUUUCUCGAGAGUAGCUAUGCAAUCAAUGGUAUUCCAGAUAUCCAAGUCUUUUUCGACGGUUUCAGCUCCACUUGCUCAAAAACCGGUCUACUCAACGAAUGUAUCAACGGUAGAGCUCAAUCCGGUUGUCCGGAUAGGAGAGAGAUCGUGGCGAGACCUACGGUUGUUCUCGCGGAGAGUCGAGGCGAUUUAAAACUUCGUUCGAACAAUCCGUUAGAUCCACCAAUGAUAUAUCCAAAUUAUUUCACGGAAGAAAAGGAUCUGAUGAUUCUUCUCGAAGAUAAAAAAAUUAGCAAGCUCGUCGAUACAUCUGUUAUGAAAAAGUGGGAUCUUCGUUUGGAACAAGUGAGAAGUCCAUUGUGCCACGACUAUCAUUUUGGUACGGAUGCUUUCUGGAUGUGUCAAAUAAGAGCGGAAACUGGACCGGAAAAUCAUCAAUCCGGAACAUGCAAGUUGGGGCCAAGUACCGAUCCAAACGCAGUAGUAGAUUCGGAACUUCGAAUACAUGGUAUAUCAAAUAUUCGUGUCGCUGAUGCUUCCAUCUUUCCCAUUGUGCCAAACUCGAAUCCUAUUGCUGGGAUCAUGAUGGUGGCCGAAAAAGCAGCUGAUAUGAUUAAUAAUGCAUGGCCGCAGAAAUAUUAAAUGUAAAUGUUAAAAAAUUAAAUUAAAUGUAAAUGUUCCGGAUUGUAAUAACAAAAACGAUACACGCGCAUGCGUGUGUGCAGCGUGUGUGUGUUGUGCAAAGAUAAAUAAAACAAUUUUAAAUAAA